AUAUAUAUAUAUUUCACAUCUGAUUCACUAGCCACUACGAACUACUCAAAGAAAGCUACAAAACCCAUUUCUCUCUCUCUCUCUUUUGUGGAAACUCAUCACACUUAUGGAUUCAUCAAAGAAGUCUAACAAGAUCACUGACAUUGUUAGGCUUCAACAGAUCCUCAAGAAGUGGAAAAAGGCAGCAACUUCCUCCAAGAGCAGCAACGGCAGCUGCUCCUCUUCCACCACCAACACUAUCAAGUUCAUCAAGAGAACCCUGUCUUUUUCCGAUGUCUCUGCAGCGUCGUCCAGUGAUGCCGUCCCCAAAGGAUUUCUGGCCGUUUGCGUUGGCAAGGAGUUGAAGAGAUAUGUGAUUCCUACAGAGUACUUGGGGCACCAAGCAUUUGCGAUACUACUGCGAGAGGCAGAAGAGGAGUUUGGGUUUCAACAAGAAGGAGUGUUGAAGAUCCCAUGUGAAGUGUGUGUUUUUGAGAAGAUAUUGAAGGUGGUGGAAGAGAAGAGCAGUGAUGGGCAUGGGUACUUGUUGCAUGAGUUAGGGUUUAAUAGCAGUGUAGAUAAUAGUUGUUGGUCAUCACCUGAUUAUGAGCUAACACCUUCUCAUCAUCCUCAAAUGUGUAGAUGAUCGAUGAAUGAACAAAAUAAAAAUCAGAUGAUCAGUUUAUGACCUAAACCAAAGUUUUUACUCACUGUAGUUUUUUUUUUUUAAACCCAACCUGGCCUGGCCUGUUUCAAUAUAUGGUGGGUUGGUAGGUUUACUAAUUACUUGGUGGUGGUCAACUGAUUUUGUUUUUGAGUGUAUGAGAAGCUAUUGCCAUUUGCUCUAAUAAAUUAAAACUCCUUGAUUGUUCUUCCA
Messenger RNA from Manihot esculenta (cassava), 856 nucleotides. RefSeq names its product auxin-responsive protein SAUR72. The transcript has a single exon. Bases 107 to 625 code for a protein of 172 amino acids. Gene Ontology annotation, biological process: response to auxin. The record is from RefSeq and is a predicted model, not a curated record. Lineage: Eukaryota; Viridiplantae; Streptophyta; Magnoliopsida; Malpighiales; Euphorbiaceae.